GUUCCGGCUCAGUGAUGGUCAUUGCAGCAUCUCUCAGAGACGCUCAACAGCUUGGAAUCUUGCCUUGUUGCCAGAAAUUCCCGGCGUCGUUGGGUCUUUCUUGGCAUUCUCUAUACAUCUAUGCUGAUCGUCUGCGUCUUUCUUUUCCUUUACGGCCUCCUUGGACAGGUUGUCUCCGCAGUGACUCUAAUGUCCUUGGGGCUCGGUGCUGUCAAGCCUAAUGUCUUCUUAGUGGGUUGGUGUAUGCCCUCCUUUGGCAGCUGGGCACUUCUUGCCAAUGUGUUUGUUGCCAAUUCGCCGCAAGUCCUACUGUCGACAAUCUAUUUCACUUACAACAGCCUAUUUACCUGCUACUUGCUAGCAGUAGAAUGGAACUCCUUUGCACACCAACGGAAGGGCAUACGAGUCAGCAGUGAUACAGUCGGACAACAGAGAGCAAGCUACUUUCUACAGUUGCCUCUUCGGUGGGGUAUACCGUUGAUGACGCUCAGCGUCAUACUUCACUGGCUGUGCCCACAGAGCCUUUUUCUGGUCAGCAUCGGCUUCGAUCAUCUGGUCACGCAACAACUCGACACCUCCGGGUCUGUUAUCUGCAAUGUUAUCGAUGAUAUUUCUGGGCCUAGUACUGUUGGCGGCAGCACCACCGAGUGUUUCAACACUUUCAUCACCUGUAGCUAUCCCCGGUUACGCUCAUCAUCUUGACCAUUGCCCUGGGACUUCUCAUGAUCUGUUUUGCGGUCUUUAUCUCAUUUCGGCGGUUUCCGAAUGCAGGUAUGCCUGUGGC
Exophiala viscosa is the source of this 784-nucleotide messenger RNA. RefSeq lists its product as uncharacterized. Lineage: Eukaryota; Fungi; Ascomycota; Eurotiomycetes; Chaetothyriales; Herpotrichiellaceae. The record is from RefSeq and is a predicted model, not a curated record. The transcript has 2 exons. Bases 121 to 702 code for a protein of 193 amino acids.